Molecule: messenger RNA, 444 nt
Organism: Beauveria bassiana ARSEF 2860
Lineage: Eukaryota; Fungi; Ascomycota; Sordariomycetes; Hypocreales; Cordycipitaceae
Product: D-tyrosyl-tRNA(Tyr) deacylase
Exons: 5
Coding region: 1-444 (147 amino acids)
Biological process (GO): tRNA metabolic process
Cellular component (GO): cytoplasm
Molecular function (GO): D-tyrosyl-tRNA(Tyr) deacylase activity
Source: RefSeq, a predicted model, not a curated record
AUGAAAGCCAUACUACAGAGAGUACUCUCGGGCUCCGUAACAGUGGAGAAGGAGCUCGUCUCGUCCAUUGGCCGUGGCGUUCUCGUCUUUGCGGCGGUUGCACCAGGUGACACCGAAAAAGAAAUGGAGUCCAUGGCAAAUAAGUGGAAGAAGAGCGUGACAGACAUUAGCGGUGAGGUGCUGUGUGUAUCGCAGUUCACUCUGCUAGCCAAAACUACAAAGGGCACCAAACCCGACUUUCAUGGUGCCGCUAACCCCGAAGAGGCGCGACGGUUGUAUCAGUACUUUGUCCAAAAAGUUCAAGCUGGCUAUCAAGCAGAUCGCGUCAAAGACGGAAGGUUUCAAGCUAUGAUGGAGGUUUCUUUAAUCAAUGACGGUCCUGUUACUCUCGAACUCAACGUUGGCGGGAAGGCUACACAAGAAAAUGGUAAGAAAGGGCUAUAG